This is a messenger RNA of Thunnus maccoyii (southern bluefin tuna), 2497 nucleotides long. It is a transcript of the gene fbxl18, whose product is annotated as F-box and leucine-rich repeat protein 18. Gene Ontology annotation, molecular function: protein binding. Gene Ontology annotation, cellular component: SCF ubiquitin ligase complex. The transcript has 8 exons. The coding region runs from base 123 to 2315 and encodes 730 amino acids. The record is from RefSeq and is a predicted model, not a curated record. Lineage: Eukaryota; Metazoa; Chordata; Actinopteri; Scombriformes; Scombridae. Gene Ontology annotation, biological process: SCF-dependent proteasomal ubiquitin-dependent protein catabolic process.
UCCGUCACUGAAAGACUUCCGUCGUUGUGUAGCAGCUAACAUCGUCCGUGCAGCUAACGGUUGGGCGUUCAACAGCCUGCGGUUCACUGAAACAUGAAUGAACAUCUAAAAUCCUGUCGAUCAUGAGUGGGACUGUCAGAGGGAUUUUUGAGGGCAUGGAUCGACAGAUUGUGAAGGCUAUAUGUGACAAGGACACGAUGGGUUCUGCCUCGGUAGGAAUGUCAGAUUUGUCCGAUGAGAUCCUGCUGUGCAUCCUCCGCCAUGUUCCAGUGUGUGACCUGCUGAUGAAUGUGGCACAAGUCUGCCACAAGUUACAGAUACUGUGCUAUGACAAGGCCCUGCUUUCACACGUCAGCUUCUCUGAGGAGUACAUGGCUGAUGAUCUAUUAAUGCGAUAUAUAUUGAGACAGCUUUCCAAUCACGUGCAGUCUCUCAGCCUGAAUGGUGUCUACUGGCUCUGUGGCUCUACCGUGGAGAAACUUUCCCGCUGCAGGGCCGUGACGCACCUCGAUAUCACCGGCUGUCGCCUCACUGCCCUUCGGCUCUCCCGUCUCCUCUCCUCCCUCACUCUCCUCAGAUCGCUUGCUAUUGAUGUGACGUCAAGCUUCAACUCUGGACAGCUCAGUUCAGAGGCUGUGGACACGCUGAGCCGCCUGUCAGAGCUCAGGCAGACACUGUUGACGCCCAGUUAUGGUGUGGUGCCGUGCUGCGCCCAACUCCGCAAGCUGAUGCUGCAGUUUGACAUCUCAGACGUGACCAGAGAUGGUGUCGGUGUUUGCUGUCAGUUAAUGAUGGGUCAGAGCAGCGUGCCACAUUACAAACAGCUGGAGGAGUUUAGUGCCAGACUGGCCCCAGGAGAGGUAAACCAGACCUUGCUUCUGCUCUAUCUAGCUGUGUUCAGCGUUCACGUUCCAGAGCGUCUCCGAGUUUUCCUCGUGUCGAUUCCUGGCCCAAACCCGGCCCACUGGCCUGCCGCUCCCUCAUUGGCCCGGAGCUUGGGUCAACGUGGUGACCUGGAGGCCCUGCAGCUUCCUCGGUCCUGGCUGGAUUCUUUGUCACUAAAGCGAGCCCUGGAGGGCAACAGCCCCAAGCACCUCAGCUUCAGCCGCUGCCCACACUUCUGGCCACAGGUGUUUGAGUCGCUGCUGGAGGGAGGAGUCAAAGAUGCUACACAACUGAUCAGCCUUAACCUCAGCGGGAUCAAUCACGUUCUUUACUCAGAGUGUAGGAGUGUGGAUGAUCAGCUGGUUGCUGUGACUAUGAAUCGGUUGGCAGCUACCUGUUGCAACCUUAAACACCUGAAUCUGAUGCACACACAUUAUCACCAUGAAAACACAUCUGAGCUAAGUGGGGAUACACACCUGUGUGCUAGCUUGGCCAAAUUCAGACACCUGCGCUCUCUCACUCUGCCUGCAUGCGCCCUGUCAGAUGGCGUAAACACAAAUCACAUCUCUACAAAGAACUCCUCCUCCUCCUCGUUGUUCCUGGGGUUAAAGAAGCCUCCUCGCGUGGGGCUCCAGAAUUAUAAACCUAAUUCAGAGCCUUCUUUGUCAGGGGACAGCACCUCGGGGCUCGCUCAGCUCUUAGUUGGCUGCCCUCUUUUAGAGACCUUAGAGCUCAUAGGUCCAGGUUUUGUCUCUGCGCUGCCUCGGCUUGAGCCUUGUGCACGUGCAAGCGUAGAGCCUCGUGGUAUGUGCGCGUGGGCUCAAGGAGUUGGCGAUGCACACCUGGCCGUGCUUGAAGCGUUCUCUCGAUUACGUCGUCUGACUCUGGCUGGGCUUCCUGGGGUCCUUAGGGGGACAGGGCUGAUACAGCUGGCCAGGCAGUGCAGAGACCUACAAGUAUUAUCCAUUGCCAACAUGGGAUCCCUAAAAACCAUGAACUACGCCCCUGCGUUGCUGGACACACUUAGACAGUGCACACAGCUAAAGGAAUUCAGGUUAGAGCAGCCCCACCUGAAUGCCAACGCGUCUUUCUUUGAGGCUCUGUCCUGCUGCUCUCGUCUGCAACGUUUCUGCCUUAUCUCGCGCAGCGGCACCUUCGACCCAUCGGCAGUAGAAACUUUCAUGGAGCGUUGCAGCCAUGUCACGAUGUGCCACAUGUUCAUGGGCGGCACCUUGGUGGCUUGUCGGACACUGCAGAAAGCUCUUCAGGAGAAAUUUUCAGUUGAGCGCUCGGCCCUGAAUGUGGUCAUCUAUCCAUUACAGCAUGAAGACCUUCCUUCAGUCAUCAGAGAUAUCCCGCUAACGCUGCUGGAUCGGAUAACUUUGUUCCAGAGCCACGUGGCCCAGCCCCCACAUUUAUCACCGUGGUGACUUCGCCACAAAGCUCCAGUGUGAUUGGUGCUCAACAGUUGAGUGAUGUCGGUCUUCAAAGGGAAAUUUGCUUCUGCUCACCUGGACAGGUCAAAGGUCAGUGUCAGCUACAGAUGAAUGUUCUUUAGUUGGUGGGGAUUUGUAGUCUCUUGUUAAAGUACAUUUCACAUGUGGUGCCUAAA